AUGCUUGAUGUUGAGGCUCUUAGCCAGGCAUGUAAGCAAUGUGAGUUACAUGAACAUUUAGACAAGAACAGUGAAGAAUUCCAGAGAUGGAGAGCAGACUACAUCACCUGCAAAACCAAUUUUAAAGGCUCUGCUCCUGCCAUGGAACCUGAAGGUGUCGACCGUAUAUUAAAAAGAUCUGUGGAACUUCAUAACUUGCGGUAUACUGAAUAUUAUGGAGAUGGUGAAAGUAAAAGUUUUAGCAAGGUGAAACUUGCAUAUUUAGCAUCUGGUAUUACAGUUGAAAAGAAAAAUGCAUCGGUCAUGUGCAGAAAAGGGUGGGCACAGCACUUCGUAAGUUGAAGCGUGAAAACCCAGGCCUGGGAGGGAGAGGAAUGAGAAAAGCCAUCCAUGCCAGUUUUGUGCACUGAGCUUCCAGUGAGUCCCGCCCACUACACGAUCAUUGCCCUCCUAGCAGCACAAGUUGG
Pocillopora meandrina is the source of this 467-nucleotide messenger RNA. Lineage: Eukaryota; Metazoa; Cnidaria; Anthozoa; Scleractinia; Pocilloporidae. The record is from the annotation of a GenBank genome assembly.